This is a messenger RNA of Aspergillus calidoustus, 1140 nucleotides long. Lineage: Eukaryota; Fungi; Ascomycota; Eurotiomycetes; Eurotiales; Aspergillaceae. The record is from the annotation of a GenBank genome assembly.
AUGACUGACUCGUGGAGCUAUGACAAACAAGUGCAAAGCAUGCAAGUCAUCCGGAGCCCGGAGGGUGGUCCGGCGCAUGAUGCAUACCCCCUCCCCACUAACCGAGGUUUCCCCGACUCCCCGCAUACGCCUCUGACGUGGGUGAUCUCCAAUCUCCAAGAUUUGUGGAGCUUAAGACGAUCUGUGUUUAUCGAAUUCAAAAAUGAUGAUUUCGGAGAUGACAAUUGCUCCCCGGAUCGCAAAGGAGACAUCUCGGCCUGUCGCAUCGCAAUAAGGGGAAGGCGCCACUCCUGCCGACUGCAUUUCACCAACCUCUGCAGGAUCGAUAUAAUCUCCCUCUACCAGCGCCGAAGCCACAUCCUCCGGAUACGAUACUCCACGCCUUGCCCCUCACUUCCAGCUGAUCUCCAGCUCACUCAACCCACCAUGCCACCUGCACCACCAAACCUAACCCCCCUCUUCACAACCCUCGAGGAAAAAUUCUCCGCCGCAGGCUUCGACCCCAGCCGCUGGCCCAUCCUCGCAAUCGCAACCCUCACAGCCUCAACGGAACCAGACCAAGCCCACCAACUCUACACAUACCUCACCUCCAAACCCGAAUAUGCCUCCCCGGAAUCCCGACAAGCGCUCGUCCGCCGCCUCCGCGAAGCCCUCGUGAAAUCCAUCUCCAUCGUCGGCGUCUGCAAGCCCAUCGAGUCGAUACUGUCUAUUGCGAGUGUUGAGCGCGAGGAGGAUCGCGAUUAUACAUCUACCCGUGAAGGGUGGCAGUGCAAUGAAGCGAAUCACCAGCGCGGGAUAGACUGGUUUAGUAAACUGUACAAGGGGAACUCCGGGACGACGAUCGGGCUCUUCGAUGCGCAUAAGGAUUUCGCGUGGAUUAGCCAGGAGAUUACGUAUGGAUUUUAUCUAUCUGAUCGGAAGAUCUUGGAUGAUCUCGACACGCAGCUUGUUGUGCUGCCCGGGAUUAUGAUUCAGAAUCUGAGGCUCGAGACGCAUUGGCAUAUUCGCGGGACGAGGAGGCUUGGGGUUAGUAAGGAGAAGGUGCAGGUUGUUUGGGAGUGUGUCAAGGAUGUGGCAGAUUUCUUGGGGAUGAGGGUUGAUAAAGUUCCAACUGUAGACGAUGUUGAAAGUGACGUUUGA